Molecule: messenger RNA, 1699 nt
Organism: Melospiza melodia melodia
Lineage: Eukaryota; Metazoa; Chordata; Aves; Passeriformes; Passerellidae
Exons: 3
Coding region: 67-1470 (467 amino acids)
Source: RefSeq, a predicted model, not a curated record
UGAAAAUUUGGGGAGAAUUGGUGAAAAAUGGGGUGGGAAUGGUGACAAUGAGUGAGGAACAUCGGGAUGGAGCCCGAGGACACCAAGGGUGACGGUGCCACCCCAGGAAUGGCCUUGGGGACACCAAGGGUGACGGUGCCACCCCAGGAAUGGCCUUGGGGACACCAGAAUGGGCUGAGGGACCCCAAAGUGGCCUUAGGGAGAACGAGGGCAGCGCCACGAUGGCCCCGAGGUCCUCAAGGUCCUCAGAUGUCCCAAAGGUCCCAAACAUCUCCAAUGUCCCCAAUGUCCCCAGUGUCCCCAAGGUCUGCAAUGUCCCCAUGGUCCCCAUCAACCCAACAUCUCCAAUGUCCCCAAGGUCCCAAAGGUCCCCAGUGUCCCCAAGGGUCUCCAAUGUCCCCAAGGUCCCAAAGGUCCCAAAUGUGCUCAACAUCUCCAAUGUCCCCUGGGUCCCCAGUGUCCCCAAGGGUCCCCAGUGUCCCCAACGUCUGCAAUAUCCCCAGGUCCCAAAGGCCCCCAAGAUCUCCAAUGUCCCCCACUGUCCCCAGGGUCCCAUCACCCCAACAUCUCCAAUGUCCCCAAGGUCCCCAGUGUCCCCAAGGUCCCAAAGGUCCCAAACGUGCUCAACAUCUCCAGUGUCCCCAGGGUCCCCAGUGUCACCAACACACCAACAUCUCCAAUGUCCCCUGGGUCCUCAAUGUCCCCAAGGUUCCUAAGGUCCCAAACAUCUCCAAUGUUCCCAAGGUCUCCAACACCCCCAGUGCCCCCAAUGUUCCCAGGGUCCCAAGGUCUCCAAGAUCCCUAUCACCCCAACAUCUCCGAUGCCCAAUGUCCGCAAGGUCCCCAACAUCUCCAAUGUUCCCAAACUUCUCAAGGUCCCCAUCAGCCCAACGUCUCCAAUGUCCCCAAGCUCCCCAAUAUCCCCAGUGCCCCCAGUGUCCCAAAGGUCCCCAACAUCUCCAAUGUCCCCAAGGUCCCAAGAUCUCCAACAUCUCAAAUGUCCCCAAUGUCCCCAAGGUCCCCAUCACCCCAACAUCUCCAAAGUCCCCAACACCCUCCAUAUUCCCAAGGUCCCAAAGGUCCUCAGCAUCUCCAAUGUCCCCAAGGUCCCAUCACCCCAACAUCUUCGAUGUCCCCAAGGUCUCCAAUGUCCCAAACGUCCCCAACAUUUCCAUAAUGCUCAAGGUCCCCAUCACCCCAACAUGUCCAAUAUCCCCAAGGUCUCUAAGGUCCCCAACAUCUCCGAUCUCCCCAAACUUCUCAAGGUCCCCAUCAGCCCAACAUCUCCAGUGUCCCCAAGGUCUGCAAUGUCCCCAGUGUCCCCAGGGUUCCAAAGGUCCCCAACAUCCUCAAUGUCCCCAUUGCCCCCAGUGUCCCCAACACCCCCCUAAUGUCCACUGUCCCCUCCAGGCUCAUCCCCGGUGUCCUGCCACCCUGUCCCGGUGGGUGACACCCUGCUGCUGGUGGUGACCCAGCUGUGUGGGGUCCCCAAUGUCCCCAAGGCCCCAUCACCCCAACAUCUCCAAUGUCCUCAAGUUCCCAAAGGUCCCCAACGUCUCCAAUGUCCCCAAGCUCCCCAAUAUCCCCAGUGCCCCCAGUGUCUCCAGGGUUCCAAAGGUCCCCAACAUCUCCCAUGUCCCCAGGGUCCCCAAGGUCCCCAUCACCCCAACAUCUCCAAGGUCCCCAAUGUCCCCAGUGC